Messenger RNA from Blepharisma stoltei, 1558 nucleotides. Lineage: Eukaryota; Ciliophora; Heterotrichea; Heterotrichida; Blepharismidae. The record is from the annotation of a GenBank genome assembly.
AUGAAUGAGACUAAUGGCGAGGCUAACCCUAUCCAAAGAUCUAAAACUAAACAAAACACAGGCCACGCACAUUGUGAAGUCUGUUAUGCUCCACUUAAAAAGAGCCCCGCCAAAAUGCAAUGCUCCACUUGCAAUCGCAAUUUCUGCAAGUAUCAUCUCCGAAAAAAUAAAGAUUCCACAGACAAUAUUUGUGUAGAUUGCUUCAAAAUUCAGAUAAAAACAGAAACCAUGUCUGAGUUAGAACGAGAAUUAAAUGCCUACAGAGACGAUAUUUCAGAAAAUAAUACUGAAAAAUCAAAAAUCAAAGAAGACUUAAAAAUCAAAACAAAAAUCAUACAAAAAUGGUCUGAAUCUAUCAAAGAUAACGAAAAUCAACAUAUGAAAAGAAUCGCACAGCUUGAGCAAAAAUAAACAUUACAUAACAUUAGAUUAAUAACGCUUAACAUCCCUUACGGAGUUGACCGUUCCCAGGUCUAUCGCUAGCCUUCGUCGCGUCGGGCCCACAGGCCGCUGGGUCGACCCGCUUUGCUUCACCAACAACGCUCCUAAGGCAAGUGUUGCCGGCUUCGACGGCUCAUGGAUGAGCUACUUGCUUGUGGACAUGGGUUGCCUUUCCGAAAAUCCAAAACUGGAUUUUCUGGUCGGCUCUCGGUAAAAAGGAAAAACACGUAACGCCCAGUUCACGCUAGGGAGUUGGAGAUUGGCCCUAAGGACUUUGUUGGGCUUCCCCUUUCCAACUUCCGUGCCCUCCUUCUCCCACGAGGAAAAAACCACCCUGAAAAGAGACUUGGGCUAGGCUCUGUAAAAAGCCAGAAUUGCUUAUAGAAAUUUCCCAUAGAUGGCGCUGUUUGCCUUUGAUUUGCCCACUGGGGAAAAUUUUUGGUUCGACCAGUACCAUAUGGUUUGGUCAUACCAAAAAAUUUUUCUCAUGGGCAAAUCAAGGGCAAACAGCCCAUCUAUGGGAAAUUUCUAUACCUAGCAUUGCUGUCCAUUUCUGAACGGCAAAACCUUGCUGGAUAUAAUUAAAAUAUGAGUCGAGGCUACAUGGCUGAGAGGCCAUGCCCAGACGAAGACGCCAUAUUUUAAUUAUGAGAAAAAAAUAAACCAAGAAACACAGAUUAACUGUUAUGCCUGUAGCGAAAUUGACAGCUUAGAAGCCACUUUAAAAAAUUCGAAAUUGGCUGAAGAAAUGUGAAAGAAAAAAUUAUCAACAUUUCAAGAAGAAAUUAGUGAAAAAAGCCAAAUAGUCGACAAUGAGAAGGAAAACCAAGAUAAAUUGUCUGAUGAAAUUAAUGAAUUGAACCAGCAAAUAAAAUCGUAUAUUCCGUAUGGAAGAUUGAGGUCGGUCACUUGUAACGAUUGUGCGAAGAAAAUUAAAAGAACCUUUAGGGACGAAAUUAUAAGUGGGCUGAGGGCAGAAGGAAGAGACAGUUUGAUUGAAAGCGUGAUGGCAGCCAAAGCCAGUAUCCAAGCCUAUGCACCACCAAAUGAAGCCUCAUCUGAGAAGAAAUGAAAUCCAGAAGAGCCUAGAGAAGCAUGCCAUUGUAUAAUCACAUAA